AUGAGCGAAGAAAAAGAAAUUGUUAAUGCCAACGGAGACACGGAAGUGGACACAACUUCAACUCAGAGCGAUGAGGUUAGAAAUAAUAUUUCGGAUUGAAAGUUUUUUCAAAAUUUCAGCAGACGUCUUUUAAAGAUGAGUUGCGUCGUUUCAUGUACGGGGUCACUGAAUCGAGUGUUCGAGCUCAGGGAAUUUCUUACUCCUCAGUCGCCAAGACGAUUGAUCGAGCUGAUGGUAGAAUACAGCGUGUUUUGAGUUAUUGAUUAAAACGAAAUUUUGAAGAUUCUGUCAAGGAAAUUUUGAAAUCGGCGACGAAGCCCGUCGUUAAACUGACUGUUUCUACGGCGCUUCAACGUUAUGGUCAUGCAAAGUCUUUUCAGGUGAUUUUUUUUCAAUGAAAUUUAUCACUGAUUAUAUAUUUUAAGAAUGUGGCCCGUCUGCUCGAUGCUUUGGCCAAACAUGACUACGUGUCGACAGUGAGGACCUUGGCUCAAACGAUUAUUUCAGCCUUUCCCAUUUUGCCAAAUAUAAGGUGCGAAAAGUCAGGAAUAACGGUUGACCAUGCUUUUUUCAGUUCUCCGCUCUCUUUGAUUGCGGUGCCGUCUUCGAAAUGGCUGUUGCAUUUGCUCCAAUCUUCAAGUUCUUCUUCCUUAUCUGCUGAGGAUAACCUUCUUAUUGUAUGAUUUUUCAUUAUUCACUUUUAUUUUGAUUGAUUGAUUGAUAAUCUAAGCAUUUUAUCGGACCAGGAAAGCUCGAAACUCAUGAAGAAAAACUCGAUUGGUAGAAAAAUCAGGGACUUUUUUGUUUUUAUCCGUGAAACUCUUGAAUACACCCUUAGAUUUUAUGAAAAGCUGAUUAAUUUUUCAUUUUUCCAUGUCGUGUUUUGCGCCUUGAAACUCCUCAGUCAGUUUGAAGUACAAGAAAAACAACAAUUUUUUUUAGACUUCUGCUCUCGCGACCUUGGCCUACUACACCUCCGUCUCGAAAAAGGCUUCCGCCAUUUUCUCCAAAAAGCUGGAAAGGUCCCUGCGUUCGGAUGCUCGGCUUAAACAAGCCAUCGAAUCGACCAUUGCUGAAAUCGCCAAGGAAAACGGAGAAAAAGCCGUUUGCCUCAUCAGCACGGUCACCGAGGCUUCCAAGGCGUGAUCGAGAUCAGAAAAAAAAUGAAUCUCAGAAUUUUUAGGAAGCUUUCGCUGUACCUUUGUUCAUUGAGACGUUCACCAAGGUGGUUUUGUUGCCCAAAGUUCGGCCUUCGCAAAAUGUUGUUGUGAGUUUUUCAAUUUUUAGUGAAUUUGUUUAGUUUUUAAAAUUUUUAAAGUCACGAGCAGAGAAAAAUAACGUCAUGUUAAAGAAGAAUUUUUUUGAAAUUAUUAGAUUAUCAUAUUUUUGAAGAAACUUCCUUAAGGAGAAGUACCAGUCAUAAAUUUCUUUUUUUUUUUACUUUCUAGUCCUUUUUUCAACAGUUUUAGUGAAAAUAUUGUUUUUCUAAUUCAGUUGACCUGAAGGAAAUCAUAUUUUCCCACUUUUUUAGGCUUCUAGAAAGAUUUUUUUUAGUUUUCAUCGAUAAUCAAAAACUUCUGUUUCAUCACCUUGGUUAUUUUUCUAUGAGAAAAAUAUUUGAAAAGGAUUAUACAGAUUUUUUCUCGCUAUUUUCUAACAUACAGCACAUUUUUCUAGUAACUUUGUGGUUGAAUUAAACUAGAAUUCCAUCAAUUCCAACAGCAAUUAUCGAGUUUUUUGUGAAUUCAAAACUUUUCUUCAGGAUGCUUGUAAACCGUCGUUGGCUCAGCUUACUGAGAAAGAUUUCGCCGAUGCGUUCCUUCCCAAUAUCAAGAAGGCGAUGCUCCGUAGUCCUGAAGUUGCGAUGCAUGGUAAGAAUAUAAAAUUAAAGUUUCAUGAUGGAGUUUUUGAAAUUCUUUACAGAAAAAAUUGCGGCUCUUGAAAGAAACGCUAAGAAUGCAUGUAAACGUCAGACUUUUCAAAAAAGCCGAUUUUUGAAAUUUUUUGUAGAUUGGCGAACUUUCCCUGAAGACCUUUAAUUUUUUUUUUUUGAAUUAUUAAAGGGAACUAUUUCUUUAAAUUUUCAUUUUGCCGCUCUCCAGCCAGCAUGAAGUUAUCGGCUAUUGGUAACCGGACGUUUCUAAGAAUUUCUAGGGAUCACUUAAGAGUUCUGGCUCUACUAAAAUGGUCACUAGAAAUGCCCCAAAGGGUCCGGUUUGCAGUACCAAGAUACGAGUUGAAAAUAUAUUUAUCAUUUGAUGAUGAAUUUAAACUUGAAAAUAGUUCAGCUAAACUUGAACUGAUUUUUCUACUCUCUUGUUUUUUUUUUCGUGAAGGAGGUUCGCAUGAAAAUUGGCCAUUGUCUUGAAGAUUUAGAACUUAUUUAGAUUUGUUCAAAAUUUUUCAACUUUGCCGAUUAGUUGAAAGCUUGUAAAGGGGUAUUUUAUAAUAAUUAUCAUCAUUUUUGCUUAUUUUAUAUGUGGUCGUAAAGUUGAAGGAAUUAGAUUAAAAUCUUUUUCGGAGUUCUUUUUUUCUCUCAAUAGAACGGAUCUUGAUAUAUUUAGAAAAUUUUUUAAAGUCACACUUUUUUGCUAUUUAUUUUUCUGCUUGAUGUAUGCUGUUUUUGGGUUUGUAAAUUAUUAUUAUUAAAAUUUAUAAUUAAUCCAGCAAGGAGCCCAAAAUUAUGUUAUAAGCUCCUUCUGUAUUGAAUGAUUUUUCCGAACUUCACUAUACGAAACGUAGUUCUUUAGAAACUUUCUAUUUUUGCAUCGUAAUGAGCCUACAAUCACGAGAUUAUAAUUAUGAGAAAAGCUCGUUUUUUUUCUAGGAAACUCUGCUAUACGAAUCGCGUUUUCUAUUCUUGUAUUGUAGUGCACUUUUAAUCACGAGAACCUUUUCUCCAGUGAGUUCUAUUUUGGACUGCACUAUACAAUUGCGUGUCCAGUUUUUUCCUAAUUAUGAGAAAAGCCUCUUUUCGCUAUACGAAUCUUAUUUUUCCCAAUUUAAGAUAAGUUUUAGCUAACUGUGGACUUACAAAUGACACUAGGUCAACUGAAAUUUCAUUUUUCUCAUAGAUUUUCGAAAAAAUUCAGAAAGCCUGGAAAAGGGACAGCGAAAAUUUAAAAACUAUACGAACCAAAAAAGGUCAGCUGCUUAUUUCACCCUAUGGAAUUCGUUUUCUUCAAAAUUUCCCACUAUGAGUUAUUUUCAUGCACUUUCAGUAAUGAGGUUAGAAGGGUGGGAACGGUUAAACCAUUUUGGCUACCAUUUUGGCUACCAUUUCGACUACCUUUUUGCACGAUUUUAGCUAGCUAUUUGGCUUCCAUUUUGGCUACCAUUUUGAGAAAAUCUUCUUCAAAGAAGUGUUAAACAAAAUUAUCAUACUAUAGUAUUGAUCUCCAAAGCAUGAGGCCGUGAUAAUGAGGAUACCAGGCUCUAAUGAGCUCCGCUAACGACACCGUAAUUAUAAGAGGAGCCUUUCUCUGAUCUGUUCGAUAAUUAAAAGAUACGGUAGUGCUAAUCUCCCAACCACGAGACCCUGAUAAAGAGGAUACCUUGCUCUAAUGAACUCCGUUGACGACUUUGUAUCUAUAAGAGCUUUUCUCCGAUGAUCAUUCUUAAAAUCACGAUACGGUAGUUCUAAUCUUCCAAUCACGAGGCCUAGAUAAUGAGGCCGCAAUUAUGAGCCGAGCUCUAAUUUCUAACCAAUUAAACGUGACUUUACGACGAUUUUCUCCAACAAUGCCUAUCGAUCGUGACUGCAGGAGUGCUGGCCACCGUCGAGGCGUUCCCCUUCUCACUCGACGCCCACGCCGACGAAAUUCUGAAGGCGGCGCUCGGUGAGAGCUUAUCGAUAACUGCCUCCGUUGUCAAGGCGACGCGCCAACGAACUACCUGCCUUUCUAGGUUCGGCACAAUCGGCCGACGACUCGCUCCGAGAUGCGGCCAUCGGCGUCGCUGUCGCCCUCUCCGCCCGUGCCCAGGCUCCCGUCCUCGCCAAAGUCGUUGCAAGGCUUUUCGACCAAGUUUCGGGUGGGUCCGCUCAAUCUACUCUAUGGCUGCCUGCCGCGCGGAAAUUAAUCUUGAAAUCGUCGCGCAGGUGUAUUUUGCAACGAAUAUACUUUCGUGUAGAAAAAGUGCUAAAUCGAGGCGAUUUCAACCUUUUUUUGAAAAGUAACGUAGGAAACUAGGAAAGCUAUACUCAGGAAAACAGAUCAGAAGGUUUAAGAUCAUUUUACUUUUUUGGGAACUUUCUGAAAAUUGGCCAAGAUACUUCUUGUGGUACCAAAAAAAAGAGCUUGAAAGUCUCAGCCUGCUCAAUUUCCUAGUACUUGAGAAUGGAAUACCUAGAAGCCGAAGUAAAUCCUUAAAAUACGUUUAAAAUGGCCUAAAAAUGAUCAUUUCUCAAAAACCCGGGAGCUGUACAGUUUGAAAUUUUCAGGAUUUUUUUCUUUGUUGGCCAAAAAAAAUUUUUUUUGGCCAAUUUUCGAAAAAUUCCCAACCGCAUAGUGGAAUGACUUCCCUUGUCAGAAAACUCAUUUUGGAGUUUCACCCCAACUUUUUUUUUACGAAUUUGGAGUGAGGCAAAGAACAGAAUUUGAUAUGAUCCAUGGCUCAGUAGGCAAUGCGAAGCUCGACUUGAAAAAUUCUGAAUUUUGAACUUUUUUGUUCUUUAGAUUUCGAACCGAUUUUUUCUCCUCUGAUGCAGACAAAAAAUGACGAGACUUUCGACUUUCAGGAGCCAAAUCCUCAGAACACCGCAUCGCCCUUCUCCAAGGCAUCGCGAAAAUCGCCAAGCUCGCACCGAAAAACUUGGACGUCGCCGCAGUUGACAAAAUCGCCGAUGAUGUCAUUUCCAAAACCGCCAAGGGCGAUAAAGAUAGUAUGAAGCUGUGCCAAAAACACGAAAAUGACUGAAAAUUCAGCUCAUGAAGCGACGGUUUCGGCCCAAUGGGCCACCGCUGUCGAAUGGGCCCAACGGUUGAGCAAAGUCACACCGACGCUUGUCAAUGCGUUCAAGGUGAAAUCGAAGAAAAAAGCUCGGAUUAUAACGGAAAUCGGGAUUGUAGGAAGCUUCGAAACUCGCUCCGACUGUUAGGAACGUCGGCUACAGAACGCUGGUCGAAGUGAUGGAGAAAAGUUGGUUUUGAGAAAUUCAGUGAAUAAAAAGAUUAAGAGAGAAGUUGGAAGAGAAGAGAAAUAGACUGUACUAGUAUUCCAGAAGAAUUUAAUUUAAAAAAAGACCAGGUCUUCAUUUUUGUUCACUAGGAAUCUGUAAUGCAUCGCUAGCCUUGAAAAAAAAUAUUGUAGAAAUCUUCGUAUCGCACAAUAUUUCGCUAGUUGCUUUAAAUCCUGUUUUCAUGUUUCACAAGAAUUUCAGCUACAAGAAGCUUUUGAAAGUUAACCAAACCUUCUUCGAAAUUAAGUAUCAUAGGUAAAGUCGGCAGGAUGGAAAAAGGCUCUAUAGAAAUGUUCCUUUUUUGCGCCAUUUCAUCGGCUCUUAUGUACCAUUUUUGCUGCUUCUCCCCUUUUCCAAGCCUUCAAAAUCCCAGAAAAAUUGGAAGGCUCAAUAAAGGGACUCUUUUUGCUCCCUUUCUGCGACCUUUCUUGAGCCUCUCCCGUUUAGCGGCCAUUAUCCACCAUUCCGACUUUGCCCAAGAUGUAGUCUUUGAAACUGUCUUCUUUAGAAAACCUGACGGCGCUGCCCGAUGGCGUGAAUGCUAAGGAUUUCUGGGCCGAGGUUGAAACUGGACCAAAAGGUGAGCUGAGCUCAGUCCCCCUGGCUCUCUUGCUUCUCAAUGUCGCCAAAGAAGGCUCAGUGGAACAUACGAAAGUUUGGAGCCGCGCGGCCCACGCUGAAAGCCUUUUCAAGGUUGAAAAUAAACUAGAAGAAAAAAACAUCGAGUGAUUUUUAUAGGAGAAACACCUUUCUUCGGUCCGAUGGCAAGACGCUCUGAUUUGGUGCAAACUUGUCGAAAAUAUCAUCACCCAGAGGCCGGUUGGUGAUAAGGUUCUACAUAGGGAAACUCGAAAUAAAUAAAUUGUGAAAAUUCAGAACGCUCCGGCCACGUAUUCAUCGGUUUUCCUGAAAUCUUUCUCCUUGUUGCUUUUCUGGCCGAAUUGGAAGGUAGGUUUUGGGUAAAAUAGCAGCUUAGUUCUCGAAUUAGUAUGACUUGUAAGCUUAAAUUUUGAUUUUGAGCCGUUUUUGGAGUGAAAAGAUCUGUAGGGGCCACUUGAGCUUACCUUACGGGUCAGACCCUUAUAGGGAUCACCUAAACUUUACCCCUGUAAGGAUCACUUAGGCUUGGCUUAGUAGUCAGUCCCAUAUAAGGACCGCCUGAAUUUUACUCCUGUAGGGGUUACUUAAGCUUGGCUUAGGGGUCAGACCCUUAUAGGGACCACUUAAAUUUUACCCCUGUAGGGAUUACUUAAGCUUGGCUUAGGGGUCGGAACCUUAUAAGGACCAUCUAAAUUCCACCCCUGUAGGUAUUACUAAGGCUUGGCUUUAGGGUUCGAACCCUUAUAGGGACCACCUGAAUUUAAUUCCUGUAGGGAUUACAUGAGCUUGCCUUAGGAGGCAGACCCUUAUAGGGACCCCCUAAGCUUAACUCCUGUAGGGGUCACAGAAAUUUUACUUUCACAAAAAAUAUGGUUUUUUUCUAGGUCCGGGAACAAGCUUCCAAGUCCCUGGAGAAGGUUCUCGAAAAAGAAAAAGCGAUUUUCGCUGAAGCUCUGGCUGACACCAUCUACACGGAGACCGUCAAUGGCAACAUCGACUCGGUUUUUCAGAAAAAUAUUGAAUUUUCUUACAACUUUCGAUUUUCAAGCUUCUUCGGAAAGUCCCGGCGUGUCCAGAGGCCACUGAAUGGACGGUGCCUGGAGAGUGGUAUGUUAAGGUGAGAUCCAAGGAGUCUGAAGAAGAAAAUUGAUUCAAAAUUUGAAGACCCUCCGGCUUCUUCUCACGCCAAAUGGACCGGAACUCGACAAGUUGGCGAUUCAUACGUUGUUGUUGGCGUCUGUACAGAGAUUGGGUCAGUUAAUUAUUAAGAAAAAAAAAAUUGACAGAAUUUCAAAAUCAAUCACAAUGAUAUUGAGUACUUCGGCGGAUUCUUCCAAGUUACAGAAUUAAAAAAAUGAACUUUUUAUUUUUAGUGGAAGUCGACGGAUCGGUUUGGCUCCGGUGGAUGCACUCACAUCGUGAGGCGAAGACGUGGGAGGAUUCAGAAUCCUUCCGGGAAAGCGCCAUCAUGAGGGUCUUGAGGUGUCGGGAGAGGCCCGUAAGGUGAGAGAAAACAGCAAGAAACUUUAGCCAGAAGUUCAAGAAAAAGUCUUUUUUCUCAGUUUUCAAGUACACAUUUAUCAGAGACACGGCCCUCAUCACUCUGGUCGCGCUGAACGUCGAAUCGGUCCGGAACCACCUCUGGAAACACGUCGAAGAGAGCAUCGCCGACCUCGACGUCAAGACCUACACGAAAUUGACCGAGAAGCAAAUCGCAGUGUACAAAUGUCCCGAAGGGCAGCUCUACAAUACGGAUGCCUUGGACUUGUCAGUGACUUCUUGGAUUGAGUAGUUCAUUCAUCACUGGCUGGGGGUGACAAAUCAAACGUUUUUUUCGUGUUAAAAGUCGAUUUUCCUUGAAAAUCGGACAUUUUUUUUCAGUCUUGAGGGUUUUAGGCUAGAAGAACCGUGUGUUAACCUCAAGCCGGUUUUUGAAUCUAUUAUCACUUUUUCUAAACAUAAAUUUAUUAUUUUUAUUCCAGUGAUGAAGGCGAAGGAAUGCACAACAUGAAGCGCGAGAACAAGGCAUACAGCUAUAAGGACCAACUGGCCGAAAUUCAGCUGAAGUGGAUUUUUUCAAAAGUUUCAAUAUUUUCGAAUAAUUUGAAGGCGAGAAUUGGCGGAAAAACGGAAGAAAGAGGGAAAAUUGACGCCCAAGCAGAAGCAGGUCAUGGAGAAGGAGUUGGCCAGUGAAAAGGUUUCGAAAAAGCCUUGAAUAUAAUCCUUGAUUGUAAGUUUUAGGUGGUUCGUGAUGAGCUGAAGGAGCUCUACAAUGUUGCCGAGGAGAAGCUGGACGAACUGAGGGCUCUCGUGGCGGCGGAUCAUGCUGGAGCUUUUGCGAGGUUGACAUAGAGACUAUUAACCGUGAUAUGAAGCUGUAAACUGUCUAUCUGCGCCUUCUUUUUUUCCUGAGAGAACUGAAUAAGCGCGUAAAAACUGAGAGACGCAGAGAAUUAUAUUGCUUGAAGAUGGGGGGGCGAAUCUGUUUAGGUUUUUUUGAGUUAAAUCAAGUCCCCCUUAGGAGAAAAAAAUUAGAACUUCUGACGUUUCGUAGUUUCCUUUUUGUAUACUGUAUUCUGCAAAAAUGAAGUCUCAGUUUAUCAAAACUCGUUUUGCUCUAGCUCUGACCACAAACACUGUUUUUGCGCGAGUCAUCAUCUGCUUCUCUUUUUUCUCUAACAAGUUCGUUUUUAGACCUACACUUCUCUUCGACCACUGCUUGCCCUUGACCAAAAGCCUUCUGAUCGCAAAAGAAGCGGCGGCCGUCUUCCUGGCCUACAGACAUGCUGCCUUCGAACACACUGACGAUUAUUUGGGUGCUCCGUAGCUUCUAGCGAAAAAAAAAAAUCAAUGCGCAAGUUGUAGAUGAACUCGUGGCGAGCUGCUGGUUGCGUGUCAUCGGCGCUCAGUGGCAGAUCGACAGCUGGAAGGACGAGCCCUUGAAUACCGCCUUGAAAAGGAUGCUGUCGUUACUCAAUGAGAGGGCUUUCGUUGUUGAUACGGGCGAUGAUGAUGCUGAUGUGAGCUUGUUAGAAGUUUUCGAAGGAGCGAAAUUGUGUCUUGAAGUUGACGGUCAUGUAGUCUGUUCAGAUUUUGAAUGUCAAGUCAUCGCUCAAGCUCCGCCCCUUAAUGGCGCGAUAAACCAAUCAGAGAGCGAGCCAUCCACAGAGCGUUUUCGAAUGACGUCAUUCUACUUUACAUUCAAAAUCUGAACGGACUAUACGUCGAAAAAAAAGAAUUUCAGAAUACAAAUCCAAAAAAAAACUUUCUUGAAGUAGAAACAGUAGCUGGCUAGAGCCCGAGCUUAAGGGAAGAUUUUUUUCUUGGAAAGAAAAUGACCGAACUUAAAAUGCCUCUAGAAAGUUUUCCCAUGACUCUCCCUCUUCUUCGAAAGCUUAAAAUUUCGUUAUAUCCUUGAAAAAGAAGAUUUUAAGGAUCUCAUUUUUGAUGACGAAAUUGUCGGCCCCCCGCAGCUCACUUUGUUGUAUCCACUGUGCAAGGUUGUUUUGAUAUUCUGGCCUUUUCUCAUUGACAAUCCACUCAGGUCAUUUUAACCAGUGAUAAGUACGGCGACGCCCCCAAAAACGACGUUCUCCAACUGCUUCAAAACGCUUUGAAUCGCAAAUUCUUGAAGGUUUUGAAGGAAUCGCAAAUUCUUGAAGGAAAAAAAAAAUGAUAAACUCAGGACGGCGCCGUGCUCCAUUUGCCCAUGGAGCAGUAUUCCUCCCUGCUUCUCGGCUAUUAUUCGGUCACUCUGUCAGCCCCGGCUCUCAAGGUCUACUAAUAUGUCGAAUAAAAAUCAAGAUCCCUCCCCCUUAUUGGCGUGCUCUACGAGCUAUGACACUCUUUCGAACAUUGCCGAUUCAACUUCAGCAAUGUCGAGGGUGUCAUGGCCCGUUCCAGCCCCUGUUUUCUCCCCUUUUCCAUACAUUUGUUCUUUCGUUUUUCUAGUUUUUCUCUCGACUCUCGAUUUCCAGGCUCUUUCCCAACUUAUGGGCUUGGCCAAUGACACUGGAGAUGUGGGUCCGAGGGUUAUCGGAAUGCUCCGAGAAACGUUGGCUUUUGUGACGAAUGACCGCCAUGAAGUUAGAAUCGCCGCCCUCCAGGUUGAUUUUCCUGAAAUUAAUUUUCUAAAAUUAGUUUUCUAUCGAAUUUUGUUACUUUUUCCAUGUCCGGUAGUAUCAUUUCAUUAUUUUGCCCAUAGGUUUUGUCUGCGCCUCAACUGCUGACGCGCGUCGUCGUCGAGUCCGACGAUCCUGAAAUCGUUCGCGAUCUCCUCGUCCGCAUCUACAUCGCCAUCUUUGACCCGGUUGAAGCCGUUGCCGAAGCUGCCAAUCGCGUCUGGCACGACAACCACUUCCAGCCGAAGAUUCUCAUGGGCGACAUGAUCGUCGGUUGGCUCCUGAAGGCCUUUCCAAUCUAAAAAAGAGUUUUCAGAUGAAUGCGUGGCUCACUCUGCCUUAGUUCGAGAAUCGGCGGCUCGCGCCUUGUUCGCCUACCUGGAGCAUUUCCCAGACGAGAUGAGCAAGUCGUUGGAGAAAAUUGAUAAGGUUUAGAGGGUAGAGAGAACAAAAAUUGGUUGAAUGGAAAAUAUGCAGGGGAAAACCUUUAAAAAGUCUCAAGUGCGCCUUUUUUUUUCUAGUCUUUCUGAAAAGGACCUUUCAAGGAGGGCUAGAAAAAAGGAAAAAAAAGGAGAUUCCGAGAAAAUUUUGACACCUUUUUAGGAGCUCAAAAAGGAGCUUUAGGCUCUUCCUUUCAAGGUCGUUUGGACUUUACCUGUGUUACAGGGGAGAUCAUUUCAUUUUGCCGUUUUUCAUCUUCAGAAAAUUUAGGACUGCCAAUACUUAUCUACACAGAAUUUUAAAAAAAUCACAAUUAAAAGUUCCAGCUGUACCAAGAUCUGCUGGAAGUGCGUGGAGCGGUGUUCGAUGACGUUGGACGUCUUCAGCGUGACGCCGUCGAUGAGUUUGAACGACGUUCUGGUGUUCCAGUCGCCUUGAACCAUUUGGCGACAAUUGUCCGGGCUGAUGAGGCCGAGAGAUUGAUUCAUAUUGUUAGUGAUGAGCUUAAAAUCCCAAAAAGCUUAUAAGAAUACUUCUCAUCUUUUUAGGUGGUCCCGAAAGGAAUCGUAGAUGGGAAUUCGGAGUGUCGAAACGGCAUGAGAAACGCCGCUGUAGAGGCGAUCCGACGUCACGGCGCCGUGAAUAUGGGAAGUCUUCUGCCCUUCCUUGGUAAUUUCUAUGAAAAGAAGAAGACUAUAAAAUGAUGUUCUCAGAAAAACUGUCGGACUCGACUCCGAGCGGAGGAGAGCACGACAACAUGCGGCAAGGACUUGUCGUCUUGUUGGGAACUUUGGCUCAGUAUAUCGACCCGACAAAUGGAAAGGUGCGUAUAGAAAAGGACAAAACCAAGCAAAAGUAUUAGAAAACAUAUCAAAAAUCAUUUUGUUUCGUUCCAGUAAAGCGAAAAUGACUAGACAUUCUACUUUGAAGGAUUUUAAGUGAAAUCUUGUAAUUUUCCAGGUCAAAUCUAUCGUUGCUCGACUUAUGGACGCUCUUUCUACACCCAGUCAAACUGUUCAAGAAUCGGUCUCGAAAUGUCUGUCCCCACUUGUUCCUGCCAUCCGCAGCGGUUAGAAACUCGUUCAUCUGGAAAAAUUUUUAGUAGCCAUUAUAGAGGCCCGCCAAGGACUACUUGGAGAGGACACUUAAGUAGCCGCUAAACCCACCUCUAUAGUGGCCACUUUUUUGCGUUUUUGUGGCCACUUCAGUAGUUUUUUAUCCAUUAUUCCUUCCAGCAACUCUGAUAAAUUUUAAAAAAACAGAUUGGGCCAGUUAUGUUGAUCCAUUGACCCUUAAAGUGGCCACUUAAAUUUUCAGUUGUCUACUAGUAGUACUGAGACCUCUACAGUGUCCACUAAUUUUUAACCCCUUUAGUGGCCACUAAUUUGACUACUAUAGUGGCCACUAAAACGUCAAAACCCUAUAAUGGCUACUAAAAAUCUUCCCAGAUUGCCAUGAAAUCAAAUGGGAUUUUCAGAAGUUCGAAGCUUGAUCCUGAAUCUGCAGAACGUCCUGUUUGAGGCCGAAACUUAUGGAGAACGCCGUGGCGCGGCAUACGGUAUCGCCGGCCUUGUCAAAGGCCUGGGAAUGGCUUCCAUCAAGGUCCUUGAACGUGAAGAAAAAAGAGAGAAUAAAAGUUUUUAGGACAUUGAUCUCUUGCCGACGAUUCAUAAAAACCUGGCCGACAAAAAGAGCGCCAGACAUCGGGAAGGCGGCCUCUUGGCCCUCGAGAUUUUGUGCACGUCCGUCUUGAUUUUUAUUGUCAUUACUUUUUUUGAUUGAUCUUUAGUUUUCGCUGAAUCGUGAUAUUGAGCUUCGGUUUACGAAGCUGUUGUUGAUCAAAAACGGAGCGUAGAACUUCUAGCCCUUGUUUUGAUAGUAUAUGAUUUUUGAGCGUUCCGAUGAUCAUCUGCGUCUUUAUAGUCUGUUCAAAUUUUGAAUGUCAAGUAAUCGCUCAAACUCCGCCCUUUUCAAACCAAUAAGAGAGCGAUCCAGAGUGUUCUUAAGGGGCGGAGUUUGCUACUUCACUUUCAAAAUUUGAACAGACUAUAAAUGAAGACAAUACGACGUCAAGCUUGUCUAUGGCAUGGCUGACGGACGUCAAAUCUCAGACGAGAACGGGAACUUUGAUUUUUUUUUUACAUGACGAUAAAGAAAUCUUGAAAAUAUGUUUGAGAUGAUCGAAAUCUCUAUUUGAACUGUUCCAGAACGAUUGGAAAGUUGUUCGAGCCGUACAUUGUCAAGGCGUUGCCAGCCCUUCUCCUCUGCUUUGGAGAUAACGACGAGAAUGUCCGCAAGUCUGCUGAGGUGAUUAAAUAUUUUUUUAGAAAAACUGAAUCUCGAAAAUUUCAAAAUAAGAGUUUUUUCUCAUUCAACGAACUUUUUUCAAAAAAUUGGAAAUCGAAGCAUCCAUCAAGUACAGGACUUCUUCAGUCCGGGAGAAGGGCUAUUUCGAAAAAUCAGGAAUAUAAGGAUGUUUCAAACCCAAGGAGAUAGUUUCGGCCAAAAUAGUAGACUCAGGAAGGUGGUACUGACUUCAAUCUUGGAAAAUUUUGAAGGAGGGUCGGCGGCCUUUAAAAAUGGUCCACCCAUGCAUCCACUCAGAACUGAAUUGAAACGAAAAAAUGGAAAAUGAUUAAAUUUUUAAAAUAUAGGUUCAAUGAAUUCUAACUAUAUUUCUCAAAGAAAAACAAGUAUUUUUCAAAUUCAAAGGAGUUUGAAAGAAAAUUUCAUCAAAAAUGAUUUUUUCCAGGACACGGCCCGAGCCAUGAUGGCCUCUAUGUCCGUAUAUGGUACCAAGCUGAUUUUACCAUCACUUUUAUCGGCUAUCGAUGACGAAUCUUGGAGGACAAAGUGUGCUGCGGUACUUUGAUAAACAAAAAAAAAAUUGAGUUGAAUAAUUCAGACUGAACUUCUCGGCUCAAUGGCCUUCUGCGCCCCACGGCAACUCUCCUCUUGCCUCCCAAGCAUCGUCCCAAAACUCAUCGAUGUCCUGGCCGAUUCCUCGUCGAAAGUGCAGAAAUCGGGCGAGAAAGCCCUUCGGCAAAUCGCCCGCGUCGUCAGAAACCCGGAGAUUAUUGGUGUGACUAACCAAUUGAUGGCCGGCAUGCUCGAUCCGGCUAACAAGACCAGUUCGGCUCUUCAGGUUGACUAGAAGAAAAACAUCGAACUUGAUGGAGAGUUCCAGGCGGUCCUCAACACCAAGUUCAUCCACUACAUCGACGCGCCGUCAUUGGCCUUGAUGAUGCCAAUUGUGAGACGAGCCUUCGAGGACAGGAAUAGUGAGACCAGGCGUGUCGCUGCGCAGAUCAUUGCUAAUAUCUACUCGCUCACGGAGAAUAAGGUUAUUUGAGGAAGGAAAAAGGGAUGAACUUGGAAAUAUAAUAACUGUAUUAUGACAAGAAACUCCAUACAAUUCUUUCGCGAGAAAUGGGAAAAAUAUGAAAAUUCGACGCAAGAAUUGUCUACUUUUAGCCCUAGGUGAAACUCAGGAAAAAAUAAGUUUGAAAGAAACUACUCGUUUUUACUUCUCAAUAUUAUAGUCCAUCCGCCGCGACUUGACAGUUUUCGCGUGUCUGCGUCUCUCUGUUCUCUCACAGAGGAAGUCAGAGAAACAUGGAAAUAGCUCGUAAACAUGAGAGAGACGUCGAGAGAAAAGGAGAGCGCAGAGAAUUUCGAGUUGAAAAAAAUUGACUAUACCCUAAUAAAGAUUUUCAACGUGAAGAAUUUAACAUACUUCAUACAAUACACACAGGACAUGGAACCGUACCUGCUCAACCUGGUGCCAGGCCUUCAACGCUCUCUUCUCGACCCCGUGCCAGAUAUUCGUACGGUUUCGGCCCGAGCUCUCGGAGCCAUCGUUUCCAAGGCUGGCGAAAAGACCAGCGAGCAACUUCGUAGCGAUAUCGUGCCCUGGUUGAAGGAGAAGCUGGUCCGAGAUUGAAUCAAUGGAAAAAAUAUGAAGAAGAUGUUAAGGUAUCGCCGGUUUCCACUGUCGAUCGGUCUGGCGCGGCUCAAGGUCUUUGCGAAGUCCUGGCUGGAGUUGGAACCGACCAAUUGGACUAUGUCAUGCCGGAGAUCAUCGCUGCUACGGAGAGUACUGAGGUUGGAAAUAGAAAGAAAAUACUUAAAUGGAAAAAAAAAUAUAAAAUUAAAAAAAAAUUCUCAAGGUAGAAAAGGGUAAGAGAAAGGUAAAACAAACAGAAUCCAAAGAAAAACAUUAAAGGUGUCGGCUGAAACGCGUGACGGCUACAUCUUGAUGUACAUCUACCUCCCCAUGGUUUUCGGUGAUCGAUUCAUUCCCUACCUUCCUCAAGUCGUUCCGCCGAUCCUCAAGGCUCUCGCUGAUGAGAAUGAGUUCGAAAAUACAGAAUGAUUGAUAAAAUGAUAAAUGCUCAAGAUAUGUCCGAGCGUCGGCUCUCAAGGCUGGCCAACGACUCAUCUCUCAGUAUUGCUCACACGCCCGCAAACUGCUCUUGCCUCAGCUUCAGGUAUUUUUUUUUCAGCUUUUCAACCAUACAUAGGAUGAGCAUGACUGGCGAAAGGCAAGUUUUUUACGGUCCCCCCCUUUAAUCGUGCCAAGUCCCCUCCUCUUUUUCAGGUCCCACCGAGACUAUCCCAUGUAUGUUUUUAACUGAGAAGCCCUUAAUUUUUGAAGGCUUUUCUUUGUUCCAAAGCUUUCUGGAAAUUUUUUAUUUCUAAAUAAGAUUUUUCGUAAGAUUGCUUUUUGACCAGUGAAUGUGAAAGGAGGAAAAAGAAAUUUUAGAAGAAUUAAGAAUUGAAUUUUGAAGGAAAAUGAGCAGCUUGGAAGCAGGCUAUUAGAAACUAUGAAGCUUCAUUCGAAUCUUCAAAUAAACUCUGAGAAAAAUGAGCAUGAACCCCGAAAUAAAGUGAACUUUUCGUUGCUUUUUUCAGUGCACCCCUUGGGCGACCGGUCAGAAAGAAAUAGUUUUUUAAGCUACCGUAACGACCUAGGAUGACACUGUAGAAAAUGGUGAUAUUGGGAAACAAACCACUUCGAAAUCGUAAUUGGAAUAAGUACCGAACCCCCGGUUGAACUGCGGGGUGCACCGGGAGCUCACCUCAGGGUGCACCACAACUUUUGUCAGAGAAGCUUUUCUGAAAAUUUUGGCAUCCUCAUUUUAACAAAAAUUAGGGUGUACCCCGCAGUGAACCCCGAAAAAGGUGAACGUUGAUUUUUUGGGUGCACCCCGCGUUGCACCUGGAUGGCGUGCACCCCUGGGGCAACCAUAUUUGAGCUACCGUAACGACCUAGGAUAAGAAUAGCACCAGAAUAAGUUACAAACGGCUCUGUACCAUCCUCAAAAGGAUUUCCAUUUUUCUCCAGUUUAUAUUAUUUAAUUUUCACAGAUCGCUCUGAUGGACGAAAACUGGCGCAUUCGGUACGCCUCGGUGCAGCUCAUCGGAGACUUCCUCUUCAAUAUUUCUGGUUUCCUUGGAUGAUUCUGAAAAAGUUGUAAACUCAUUUUUCCAGGAAUCUCUGGCAAAUCGACAUCGGCCACCGCUGAUGACGAUGACACGAUGGGACUGGAACAGGCUGGCAAGACGAUUGUCAGGGCGCUUGGCCAAAGAGACAGAGAUCGUGUCCUGGCUGGAUUGUACCUGGCCAGGUCGGAUGUCGCCUUGGUCGUCCGGCAGGCGGCUGGUCACGUCUGGAAGAUGAUCGUCGCCAACACGCCCAGAACCCUGAAGGAAGUCAUGAAGAUCCUCUUCGAGAUGGUGGGUUUCUGCAGAAAAUUGAACGUUCUCAAAAGUGAUACUUUUUUCUUUCAUUUUAAAUUGAACUUUUAUAGAUGACUCAUUCUCCGAGUUACAUACUUGAGGAGUUUUGAAGGAAAAACCCUUGAAAUUUGACCGCUUCGCGACCGCGUUGCAUUACUAAAUCCAGCAUAGCCAGCCAUGAAGAAAAUUAAUAUGAUCAUUCACAAAAAUGAAUAAUCAGGUUGUCGAUUCCUUGGCUUCAACUUGCGAGGAACGUCAGCAAAUGGGAGCCAGAUGCUUGGGAGAGCUCGUCCGAAAAAUGGGAGACAAAGUCAUCGGCGAGGUAAUCAUCAGUAGAUUAUUCCAAGUCAGAAAAUGAUAUCAUUCCAGAUCCUCCCCGUUCUCGACGCCAACCAGAAGUCGGAAGAAAAACAGCAACGAGUUGGAGUCGCAUUGGCGUUACACGAGAUUAUUGGAAAUAUGAGCAAGGUUUAGCAACAAAAAAAGGUUCAAACUACGCCUUUUUCAGGAAGUCCUCAACCACUACCUCAUCGCGAUCGUCGCCCCGAUCCGACAGUCGAUUUGCGACGAAGACGAGAGCGUCAGAGAGGCCGCCGCCAACACCUUCUCCGUUUUGUAUCAUGUGAGGAUUGAAAAAGAUCAAGAAGUGGUCACUUGAGGCUUUUUUUAGUGGCCACUAUAGAGGCUCGCCAAGGACUACUUGGUGAGGACACUAAAGUGGCCACUAAACCCACCUUUAUAGCGGCCAUUUUUUCCCUUUUGGUGGCUACUGUAGAGGUUCUCUCUUCAGUCAUCACUUCAGUAGUUUUUCAUCCAGUAACUCUGAUAAUGUUUAAACAAACAGUUUGGCCACUAAUUUGACUACUAUAGUGACCACUGAAACGUCAAAACCCUAUAGUGGUCACUAAAAAUUUUCCAUGCACUAGGUAAUAAAUCUCAUUCACUUCUAAAUAAGACUAGGUUCACUAUAUAUAUAAUUUCAGCAGAGUUAUGAUUUUCCGAAAAUUUCUCAUGAUCUUGAUAUUUUCAUUUCAGGUUGUUGGAAACGAAGCCCUGGAUGAAAUCAUCACGCCCCUGCUGGAGAAGCUGACACCGGAUCAAGACCAUAUCCUUCAAGGACUUUGCGAGGUCCUAAUUAUAUCGAAAUCGUAUAAUUUGUUCAUUGUUCAGGUCAUGAAGCAGAACAGCAGGUCGAUGUUGCCGUAUCUGUUGCCUAAACUCACGAAACCGCCCGUCAAUGUUCAUGCUCUCUGCAGUUUGGCCGCUGUCUCUGGUUUCGAAAAAUUGCAAAAACGAAAAAUCGAGACGAAUUACAGGAGAUUCGCUGAGCAGACAACUGCCGAAAGUACUGGAUGCCCUGUUGGCCUCUUGUGAGACGAAUGAGGAGAACGAUCCGGUUGGUUUUUGAGGGAAUGAAUGACAAGAAAUAUUUAAAAAACGAAAAAUGAGCCCAAAAGCCUACAGGAGAGCCUUAAGGACCAAGCUGGAAAAAAUUGGGACUUCCAGUUUGAAGCUGGAAAAAAAUUGGGACUCUCAACUUGAAGCUGGAAAAAAAAAAAUUGGGGCUCCCAAUUUGAAGCUGGAAAAAGUUGGAACUCCCAAUUUAAAGCUCGAAAGUUGGGACUCGCAAUUUGAAGCUGGAAAAAAGUUGGGACUCCCAAUUUGAAUCUGGAAAAAGUUGGUACUCCCAAUUUCAAGCUGGAAAAAAAUUGGGACCUUUCUGAAAUUAAAGCACAGGUCGGACUUUCUCAAGUCGCGGCGGAUUCGUUAAGUGACAGACUUUUCAUAGACUUUUAGCGUGUUCAAUAAGAUUUCUUGAUUCCAGAUGAUUGAAUCGUGUGAGAUCGUCGUAACUGCGGUCACUGACGAAGAAGGCGUUCCAGUCCUAAUCGAUUACCUGUUGAAACGAGCCAUGAAAGGCAACGUUCCUGCUGUCGUACUCCUCAGGACAUUCCUCGAGAAGAGCGCUGUAAUAUCAAUAUUUAUUAGAAAAAUGAGCAUUAUCCAUUGUUAGAAUUCUUUGAUCGAACUGGCUGAUGAGAUCUUGCCGGGGCUCCUCAACUUAUACUCCUCGGACAGCGAACAAAUCGCCAAUCAUGCGGUCGCUGCCUGCAACGGCAUGUUCAAGGCGAUCGGACAUAAGAACUUGUUGGUGAGUUGAUCGGGGGAGCUUUUUGAAACAGCAAUCUUUUGUAUCCUCACACCAGCUGAAAAGUUGAUUUUUCUGUGAAUGAAUUGAGAACGGAGAGUAGAAAAAAAGCUGAAAUUACCUUUAUUCCCAGUAUCUUCCAUUUAAAUUAAUCAGGAAAGUUUAUUUGACUUUUCUAUUAGUUUAUGAGCCGUUUUUCAGAAACCAUGGAUGUAUAGUGAAAUUACCUUCCUUGAUAAUAUAAAUGAGAUUAAAGAGAGCAAUUUGAGUUACAAUGAAAAGUCAAAAUUCCUCUCUCAUCGUGAAAGAAACUGAUGUGAACUCUCAGGGCUCCCUGCCAGUUAUGAAGAAGGCCUUCAACGCUCUGGCGGCCACCGUCAAGAGAGGAAAGAAGGUUCACGGACUGGAGAACAAGGACGGCGUCAUGCCUUUCGCCAUGGUAGCUCGAGAAGUCAUCAUCAAUGUCAAAAGUUGAUCGACCGGCAUUUAUCGAGGGGAACGUUGGACUUUCAGCGGAAAGCCUGAGAGAACAAGCCGCGGAAACGUUGAAGAUGAUCGUCGAAGCCACGAAUCCCGAAAUCCUCAACAUUCACGCUGUCUACCUUCUCGGAGUCUUUGUUCGCGCCGUCGCUGAGAAGUUUGUACUUUUGUUGGAAGAUUGCGCUGCGAAAAUGCAGGGAUUUUGCGCUCGAUGGAGAAAAAAGAUUGUUUUAUAGCAUCUGACAAGGGCGGUCAUUAUUUGUAAAGCUCUCAUUCUCCUUUAAUUUUGCCCAAACUUCUCUGAAGGUGAAAUUACUCAACCCUCGGUAACCAGACCUAAAUAGGAAAUGACCGGGAAUUUCUAGUGACCACUUUAGUACCGUCAGCACUCUUAAGUGAUCCCUAGAUUUGUUCAAAAACGUUCGGAGCGCGCCCGGUUUCCGUUACCGAAAUUUGAGUAUGAUUCCUCAAAAUGAAAAAAUUGAAAAAAGCACAUUGAAGUUGUAAUAGCCAUUGUGAACACCGGCAAGGCUUUUUUUAUUGAAGUUCUUCAUUUUUUUUUUAUUCUUUGUAGAAUUUGAAAUUUCAGUCUAAUAAUACUUAACCAUGAUCAUAUUUAUAGAAACGCGCGCCAUAAAUUCUGCACCUGACCCCUCGAAAUUAAAAAUUUGUCGUUUUUUCAAAAUCAAGAGCUUUUCCAGAACUUCCAAUGUGCACAUUAGAUACUUCUGCCUUGACGCCACUGCGAAUUUCGUUUCAAAGGUUUUGUUCAGUGUUCCCAGUUCCUUAUAACAGUCUCUUCCAGGUUGGUGACAAAUGUCGACUUUUCGUCGCCCAGCUGACCAAAGCCUUCCUCGUCGGACUGCAAGACUUGGAGUCCAGGAAUAUUCGGAUAGUCGCUGGAAGUUGGUCAAAGAAAGAAAAUAUACUAAAGUUUUGCAGAGCGCUUUUAAGUAGAAAAUAUGGAUGGUAAAUAGUGGCCACUUUAGUGUCCUUGAGGAACCUCUUCAGUGGCCACUAAAAAUUUUCCCAGUAAAGGGAGAAAUAAAAUAAUGAUUUUGUGCAAGUUACCCAGGAAAACAACCGCUUUUUCUUAUUUCAUUGACUUUAAAAAUAUAUAAGAUCUAUAGAUCCAGUUUUAGAAACUCAAGAAAAAGUUCGAAAAUGAGCUUGAAGCUUAUAAAACCAAUAAUUCAGCUGGACUUGCCCACGUCUCCAAGAUCGACGUCGGACCGAAGAAUGACGUCAACAUCGCUGAGCUCACCAGAUUCCUCUCGUCGGCAACUGAUCCUGCUCUUCUGUAGGCAAAAAAAAAAAACAAAAUAGAGUUCUUAUUUCAUUUCUCCAGUGAAACUGCCUUCCCAGCCAUCCGCGCCAUGAUCUCCUUGGCUUAUCCGCUCCUGAAAAAAGAACUCGUCGAAGAGGCGGCUGCCGUUGCGGAGACCUUUUUCUCGGUUACAGAAAAUCCAGAAUUUUCAUCAACGAGCUCAUUCAGAAGCCGAUUGAAACGCCUUCCGAAAUGGACAAUAAUCUGACGAUGGGCAGUGGAGCGUUGCUCGGAGAGAUUGUCGUCCGGAUGAAGGAUUGGAAGAAGGCUCAGCAGAUUUUGGCUGGUUCGUUUGAGAACGAUAAAAUAAGGGACCGCAUGUGGAAUGGCUCGGAACGACAUAAGAAAAAAGAAUAUUUAGUGGUGUGGUUCUUAGGAAUUUUCGAAGUAGUCAUUAUAGGGUUAGGCGACUGAAAAGUGGUCCCUAUAGGGUCUUUCAAUUUUAUUCAAAAAGUGUCAUUUGCUUUGUUUCUCACAUGAGAAUGCUUCUGCGUCGAGUUCUUAAAAAUUAUCGACCAACAUCUCCCCUAUAGGAGCCACUGACUAAAACCCUUAUAGGAGUCACUUUUGCAAGCUUUAGUGGCCCUAUAGAGAUCAGUGAAGGGGUCUCUCCGAGGGCCCCUAUACCACUCUAAAGUUUCUAAGUUAUAAUUUUUAGUUUUCAAUUUUAAUUCCAAAGGAUGAAUUCUAUUUCUGAAGAGGACAAGACUUUUUUUUGAACAUGAACUUUAGGCUUAUCGGAUUUUUUCUCCCAAGAAUCAAUUUAUAUCAAAAAAAUUUUUAUGUUACCAUGAAGAAAAAAAUGAACUCAGACGUUGAAUCCCCCAAAACGAAGCCAAGGAUACGAUUCGCCAAGACUGUUGCUCUCCAACAAAUGUGCCAGGUCUUGAAAUAGGCCAAGAAUUUCAAAAAAUGUAAAGAUUUUUCAGUCUGGUGGCAAGGAUCUGUGGGAAUCUGAGGCAAAUUCAGCGUGCCGAACCGCCUUGUUGUCUGCAUUCACGUCGACGGAAGUCGUCGUCGCUUCGGCGGCGGUCCGUGCCGCGGCCUUCUUGAUCAUGAGGUGAGUUGGAGGGAAUGAAGUGUACAGAUAAUUUCUAAUAAGUCAUGGACGAUUUGGAUGUGCCCUAUGGAUGAAUUUUACUGAAAACUAGGGAGGUUGAUUUGAGAAGAAAAAAAAUUAACGUAAAUAAUCUGUUUUUGUAUAAUGGCCGUGAAAGAAGGGGCAGAAAUGCUCCGUUGAGAAUCUCGACAAAGUGCCUUUUUUGAGAUACAGAUAUCCUCUAAUAAUUCAUGAAAGAUAGACGAUUUGGGUGUGCUCUAUGAAUAAAUUUAUUUUGGAAAUUAGGGAGGUUGAUCUCAUGAGAAAAAAACAUUUAACGUGAAUAAUCUGUAUGUUUAUAAUGGCCGUGAAAGAAAUGGCAAGUGUGCUCCAUUGAGAAAUUUAAAAAAGUGCCAUUUUUGUGAUCAAUCAAAAAAUGUUGCAUUCAAGUUCAGGAUUCUCUCGUUUUUCUGAUUUUGAAUCCGCUAAAAUUUUUUCAAAUCAGCUUUUUUUUCAAAAUCCUAUUCUUCGAAUGCAUGUUAUCUAUGAUUUUCUCUAGCAUGGACUCACCCGACCGCGAUCUUCUCGUCGCCUUGGCCAAGACGAUGAACCAUUCCUCAGUCGACGUCCGAAGAUGUGUCGCAGUAGCUCUCGGACACAUCGUCGAGCAGAAACCCUUGAAAAACGAUUUCCUCAAGGUUUUCUGAAUCAGAAGUUAUGAAAAAAAAAACGUUCCCCCAGCUCAUCGUCCCGCAACUGGUCAACGGGUCCAAGGAAACCAACUCGGCGGUGAGAUCGUCGUCAGAAUUGGCGCUGGUCCACGCUUUCCGCUACACCGAGGGAACUGAAGGAUUUGAGGUCUUGAGUGAAAAAAUUACUCGAAGAAAGGAAAUUAGCCAAGGAAUUUGAAAGUUUGAGCCGAUUUUCGGCCUGAAUUUAGUUGAACUGAAGUAUUUCAGGUAGUGGAUAAACAAAAUGCGUGGAAAUCUAUUUUGAAACUUUUUUUCAUUGACUAUGAAGGAAAAAACUGACCAUACAUCGAACUGCGGUCAAUGUAUUUUAUCUGACGCUUAUCUGAGAAUUGUCUUUCUCGUCCUCAGCUUCCUAUUUAAUUUCUUAGGAAUUUUAUAGUGAUUCCUUUAGUGGUUAGGGGGGAAAUCAAGGUGGUCCCUACAGGAGUUCAGGGUCUGUAGGGGGUCACUAACUAAAAUCCCCAGAGAUACCAAUUUUUCAAGUCUGAAUGACCCCUAUAGGGGUUGCUAUAGUGAACACUCUGAAGUUCCUAAGUAGAGUGGACCCUCCAAAGGCCCCCUAUAUGGGCCACUCUGGAGUUUCUUAGAUAUGUUGUUUUAAAAACGAAAAUGAUUAAUUUUCAUCUAUACCAUCAAUGAGCUGAAAAUGAGACGUAUUAUAUUUAUAAUUUCAUAUAAUUCCAGGCUUAUCGAUCAACGGUUGAGCCGGUAGUCCAGAAGAUCCUCGACGAAAUGCAGCCGACUUUCGGCCGAGUCGUCCGAAGCGGCGACCUUGUCCAAGAGCAACUCAACAACUUGCUCACUGUAGCUUGA
Caenorhabditis auriculariae is the source of this 22643-nucleotide messenger RNA. The record is from the annotation of a GenBank genome assembly. Lineage: Eukaryota; Metazoa; Nematoda; Chromadorea; Rhabditida; Rhabditidae.